CGUUCAGAUUAGUGGUAGCUAAAACAGUGGACUAAGUGAAAAGGUGAGUCUUCUUGUUGUCAUUAGUGGGCUUGACGGUUCAUUAGGUACGCGUCGCUAUUAGUAAAAGAAAACAAAGGAUUCAGUGGACUUUGGUAGCUCAUUAAUUCUCUUUAUUGACUAUGAUCGCCUCCGCGUGUGACUGUGAACUUGCCUCUGCAUAAUGAUAUUUAUGGAAGUAUCGAUCUAAGGAAGCAGUAUUUCACAAUAUAUUUUUCCAACAUGUGUUUGUGCGGAUUAGGUUGCCCCUGUUCUCAUUCAUGCUUGCUUUCACCUAAAAGCUAAUGCAUGGCCGCCGGGUGAGUGUGAACAAGGGGACUUAUAGGAAUACAAUCUUAUUUCCAUUUUUUGAUAGUAGCUGUCGGAAAAAAGAGAUGAGUAACUUUGUUAUGUUGUUUGGAAGUCGACGCCCAUUUGAGUCUAGCAAGGUUUCCUUUAAUAUUACAUGUGGACCAAUAAUGCACCAGACUUUCCCACAAGAAAUCUGUUUUUCCAGCAGCUGGUGAUAUUUUAUAAAGGUUGCGUGAUGUUUUUGGUCUACAUAGCCACUCUUCUUUUCCACUUUGACACUUCAUAGUGGAAUACUUGUUUCAGUUGCUGAAUCCGAAUGUUUCUUUGAAAGCAUGGAGCUUCAUGAUUGUCAAUCGAGGAGAAAUCUAUUUUAUAUGCUCUCCAUUGCCCAGUUUUUAUUUUGGUUUUUUCCUACUUCAAGUGCAGCUGAUUACCUGUCCCAAUUUCAGUCAAUUUCUGGAGGUAAGACCCUAGUUUCUGGAGAUGGAAGUUUUGAGUUGGGUUUCUUUAGUCCCGGUAGUUCGGCAAACUUUUACUUGGGAAUAUGGUACAAGAAAAUCCCAGUAAAAACUGUUGUGUGGGUUGCCAAUCGAGACAAUCCAAUCAAGGACAAGUCUGGGACGUUGAGAUUAGACAGAGAGGGAAACCUCGUACUUCUCAGCCAGAACGAGACUGUUGUUUGGUCAGCAAACCCAAGAAGAAAGGUCCUGAACCCAAUUGCUCAGCUUCUUGGUUCUGGAAAUCUAGUAUUAAGAGAUGAGAAAGAUGAGAGUCCAGAAAAUUACUUGUGGCAGAGCUUUGACUACCCUUCUGAUACAUUGUUACCUGGAAUGAAGCUGGGGUGGGAUCUAAAGACUGGUUGGAACAGGAGUCUCUCUUCUUGGAAGAAUUGGGACGACCCUUCUUCCGGAGACUUCACCUGGGAACUUGUAAGCAAAGAUUACCCCGAAUUAGUGAUGUGUAAAGGCUCAUCAGAGUACUACAGAAGUGGACCCUGGAAUGGCCUUGGGUUCGAUGGUGCCCCAGAAUUAAAGAACAAUCCUCUUUUUGGGUUCAAUUUUGUCUCCACUGAGGAUCAGGUGUAUUAUACCUACUACCUUAAGAAGAAGUCAAUGAUAUCAAGAAUUGUCCUGAACCAAACCAUUUAUUCCCGGCAACGCUUCAUAUGGAUCGAGGAAGCUCAAAGUUGGAGGCUUUAUGCAUCUGUUCCAAGAGACAACUGCGAUUACUAUAACCGUUGUGGCCCUUAUGGAAAUUGUGUCAUGGGCGAGUCUCCAGUUUGCCAAUGUUUAAGUGGGUUUAAGCCCAAAUCACCACAGAACUGGGACAUGAUGGACUGGACUCAAGGGUGUGUACACAGUCAACAACUGAGCUGCGAGGACAAGAAUAAAGUAGGAUUUAAGAAAUUUAGCGGGCUGAAAUUUCCUGACUCUACGCAUUCUUGGGUCAAUAGGAGUAUGAAUCUUCAAGAAUGUAUGGAGAAGUGCUUGGUAAACUGUUCUUGUACAGCUUAUGCAAAGUCAGAUAUCAGAGGAGGAGGUAGUGGAUGCAUUUUGUGGUUUGGUGACCUCAUGGAUAUUAGACAGAUUUCUGGUGAUGGCCGAGAUUUAUAUAUUCGCAUGAAAGGUUCUGAGAUAGCUGAGAAAGAUGGACAUAAGAUGAAGGUGGCUGCGAUAAUCAUCAUUGUUGCCUCAGUUGCUGUGAUAAUAUUGAUUUUCUUCUACAUUGGCAAGACCAUGAAAUUGUUUACAGAGGAAACAGAUGACAACCUGAUGGCACGGUAUAAUGAUGAAGACGACCAAGAAGAUUUGGAGCUUCCUUUCCUUGACCUUCCCACAAUUGUCAAAGCAACUGAUGACUUCUCGAUGAGCAAGAAACUUGGACAAGGUGGAUUUGGUGCUGUGUACAGGGGCAUGCUUGUGGAUGGAAAAGAAAUUGCGGUGAAGAGGCUUUCACAAAGUUCUGGACAAGGGUUGAAUGAAUUCAAAAAUGAAGUCAUAUUGAUUUCCAAGCUACAACAUCGAAAUCUUGUUAAACUUCUUGGUUGUUGCAUUCAAGGGGAGGAGAAAAUGCUUGUUUACGAGUACAUGCCCAACAGAAGCUUGGAUUCCUUUAUUUUUGAUCAUGUAAAAUGCAAGAUUCUAGAUUGGCCUAGGCGCUUCAACAUUGUUUGUGGAAUUGCUCGUGGGCUUUUGUAUCUUCAUCAAGAUUCUAGAUUGAGGAUCAUACAUAGAGAUCUUAAAGCAAGUAAUGUUUUGCUUGACAAUGAGUUGAAUCCAAAAAUUUCAGAUUUUGGCAUGGCUAAAACUUUUGGAGGAGAUCAGACUGAAGGAAAUACAAACAGAGUGGUUGGAACAUAUGGUUACAUGGCACCUGAAUAUGCUAUUCAUGGAUUAUUUUCUGUAAAAUCAGAUGUGUUUAGUUUUGGUGUAUUAUUAUUGGAGAUAGUAAGUGGAAAGAAGAAUAGAGAAUUUAUCCAUUCAAACAAGAGUCUUAACCUCAUUGGUCAUGCAUGGAGACUUUGGACAGAAGGCAGGCCUUUGGAGUUAAUUGAUUCAUGCUUGGAUGAUUUAAUUGAUAUAUCUGAAGCAUUGCGUUGCAUCCAUAUCAGUCUUCUAUGUCUGCAACAACAUCCUGAAGACAGGCCAAGUAUGUCUAAUGUGGUUGUUAUGUUAAGCAGUGAGAGUGUCUUGCCUGAACCCAUGGAACCUGCUUACAUCAUGGAGAAGAAAUUUCCUGAAGCAGACUAUCCAAGCAAGAAUCAGUUUUCUUCAACUAAUGAGUUAAGUUUUACCAUGUUAGAGCCUCGGUAGGGGAUAAUUUAUGUUACCUCCUGUACUGUUCAACUAAUCUAAUAUAAGAUGGCAUGUUGCAUAUUGCUUCUA
This is a messenger RNA of Prosopis cineraria, 3215 nucleotides long. RefSeq names its product G-type lectin S-receptor-like serine/threonine-protein kinase At4g27290. The transcript has 7 exons. Bases 663 to 3143 code for a protein of 826 amino acids. Gene Ontology annotation, biological process: protein phosphorylation; recognition of pollen. Gene Ontology annotation, molecular function: protein serine/threonine kinase activity; ATP binding. The record is from RefSeq and is a predicted model, not a curated record. Lineage: Eukaryota; Viridiplantae; Streptophyta; Magnoliopsida; Fabales; Fabaceae.